Molecule: messenger RNA, 891 nt
Organism: Vanderwaltozyma polyspora DSM 70294
Lineage: Eukaryota; Fungi; Ascomycota; Saccharomycetes; Saccharomycetales; Saccharomycetaceae
Gene: CDC28
Product: cyclin-dependent serine/threonine-protein kinase CDC28
Exons: 1
Coding region: 1-891 (296 amino acids)
Biological process (GO): G1/S transition of mitotic cell cycle; protein phosphorylation; regulation of gene expression
Cellular component (GO): nucleus; cytoplasm; cyclin-dependent protein kinase holoenzyme complex
Molecular function (GO): ATP binding; cyclin-dependent protein serine/threonine kinase activity; cyclin binding
Source: RefSeq, a predicted model, not a curated record
AUGAGUAGUGAAUUAGCUAAUUAUAAAAGGUUGGAGAAAGUUGGUGAAGGUACUUAUGGUGUUGUUUAUAAGGCUUUGGACCUUCGUCAUGGUCAAAGAGUUGUUGCUUUGAAGAAAAUUAGAUUGGAAAGUGAAGACGAAGGUGUUCCAAGUACAGCUAUUAGAGAAAUUUCACUUCUAAAGGAAUUGAAGGAUGAUAAUAUUGUUAGAUUAUAUGACAUUGUUCAUUCUGAUGCUCAUAAAUUGUAUUUAGUUUUUGAAUUUUUGGAUUUAGAUUUGAAAAGAUAUAUGGAAAGUGUACCUAAAGAUCAACCUUUGGGUGAUAAUAUCGUUAAGAAAUUUAUGAUGCAAUUAUGUAAAGGUAUUGCAUAUUGUCAUUCCCAUAGAAUUUUACAUCGUGAUUUGAAACCUCAGAACUUGUUGAUCAAUAGAGAUGGUAAUUUGAAAUUAGGUGAUUUUGGUUUAGCUCGUGCUUUUGGUGUGCCUUUAAGAGCAUAUACACACGAAAUUGUUACUUUAUGGUAUAGAUCUCCAGAAGUGUUACUAGGUGGUAAACAAUACAGUACUGGUGUUGAUAUCUGGUCAAUUGGUUGUAUAUUCGCGGAAAUGUGCAAUAGAAAACCUAUCUUCAGUGGUGAUAGUGAAAUUGAUCAAAUUUUUAAAAUAUUUAGAAUAUUGGGUACUCCAACUGAAGCUGUUUGGCCUGAUAUUGUUUAUUUACCAGAUUUUAAGCCAAGUUUCCCGAAAUGGCAUAGAAAAGAUCUAGCUCAAGUAGUUCCCUCAUUGGAUUCCAAUGGUAUCGAUUUGUUAGAUAAGUUAUUAUCAUAUGAUCCAAUCAACAGAAUAAGUGCAAGAAGAGCUACCGUUCAUCCUUAUUUCCAAGAACCUUAG